AUGCGCCGAUCUGAACCGAAGAACCCCUGCGCGGUUAUCGCUGCAGUAGAGGUGCCCUUGUCGUAUUUCCCCGGUUUUAUUCAAAUUUCUGUUAAUCAAGAAAAAUUAUACAAAACUUUUAUGGAAACAGAACAGAAAAUAACGAUUGAUCUAAAAGAAGUAAGAGUGGUGAUUUCAGUCGAAGAUCUUUUGGAGGCUCUCGAGGAGCGCCAAAAAUACCUUGCGAAUGAAGGCCAAAAAAGCAUAGGCGACAAUGAGUAUUCGUAUUUUCGGUGGGUUCUUAACAAAUGCGUGUCUCUAGAGGGCGUAAACGGCGAAUUUACGAGACAGGACCAAGCAUUGAUAGAGGAUGCUUUAAACACCCAUCUGGGGCGUAUUCUAAAGCUCUACGACAAUCCGAACAUAGUCGGUUUCAGAAAAGCCAUACUCUGCGCCCUAGACAGUAGCGAGCCAGCAAGCACUGAAAAAUCUCUGCAUGAAGAAUGCAUUCGGGUUAUCCGGGAAAAUCUGCAAAAAGACAGCAUCAAUCAAAGAACUACUUUCAUAAAAGAAGUGAAAGCCGGAGCUUCUCAAAUCGUCUUGGAAAUGCGCAAGAUAAAAGGCAAGACUGGUAUUAACCAGAAUGAGUACAAUCUCUUCAUGGAAAGGCACAUGCGCAUGUACAACAGCUACUUAGAGCUAAAAGACUUUGAUGCCCUAAAAGCGUGCAUAUGCGACAUGACUGUUAAGUACGUCGAAAAAACAAAUUCGGCUCCAAACGCAAUCGCAUACAGCAUAGAAAAGCUGCUCACUCGAAUGUUUGGCCAAGCUUCCUUCCUGGAGAUUGGAAUGUUUCUGCUUAUGGGAAAACGCGGGUUCUACAGCAAGCCAAACAGACUUGAGAAACUGAAAACUGGCCUACAAAACCAUGAAGAACAUCUAAUUGUAAGCAUUGCAUACCAUCUAGACAGGAUCUCUAGAUGGUAUCAUGUAUACUAUAAUGUGAUUCUUGUGCAUGAUGUGGGCAGCAUCCUUACAAAACGCAUCAUUCCAGACCACCUAGUCGUUCGAGAAGACUCCAAUCCCACGGGAGCCAGAAUAUUCUGCGACAGAAUAGACACAGAUCUGCUCUAUUUGCUCUUCAACACCCUGAGCUACGACGAGCUUUACGACUGCGGAAUAGAAUAUGAGGGAGAAACUCCGAAAAAAAUGGCAUCGGGGGAUUACAAUAGAAAUUUUGUUCUAAAAAGGAUCGAGGACAGAAUGAAGGGGGAUCCAAACAAAAAAAUGAUCUUAAACGAGUUGAUGCAAAUGUCUAGUUUCGAGAAAAAGUGCAUUUUAUCGGACGUGCAAGAAUAUGCCAACAUCCUGGGCGUUAAGCUGGCACUUUUCGAGAAAAAACCGCAUAAGCCCUACAAUCUAAAGAAAAAGCUUUCAAUGAUAGCCACAGUUAUACUGUGCCUGGUUCUUGGGCAUAUUAUAUCGCGCAUUCUUGGGUAUGCUAUUGAAAAAGCAGAAAUUAUCUAUAACUAUUUUGGCUAG
Nematocida major is the source of this 1521-nucleotide messenger RNA. RefSeq lists its product as uncharacterized. Bases 1 to 1521 code for a protein of 506 amino acids. NCBI's taxonomy places the organism in Eukaryota, Fungi, Microsporidia. The record is from RefSeq and is a predicted model, not a curated record. The transcript has a single exon.